UAGGGGUAGCGGCGGUGGCUGUGGCCUGAGAACUUGGCCGCUUCGAGGGCGCAGAAGCUGUUCGGAGUGGGAACUAGGGCUGGCGAGAGGGUGGGAGAGCUGGCGGGCGAGAAGGGCGGCGCCGGAGGAGGGCGGCGCGUGGCUGACUCAUCCCCCUGGAAAGGCAGACUGACAGCCCCAAGCCCGCGCCGAACCCGCCCGCCCCGCUUCUCUCUGCUGGGAGGCGCCCGCCCGCCCUCUCGGAGCUCUCCCGGCCCGACCGCCUUAGACAAAGUUUUUCUUUUCCGAGGGACCCGAGGCGCAGCGAGUCUUCUGGAAGGGAACGGGGAUCGGAAGAGGAGGCAAGCGUGGUGCGGGCCCGGCAGUGCAUGGUUCCCGGCGCUUCGGCUGCUCAUCUGGAGGACAUCGGGGCGGGGUCGACUGAGCCCGGCUCCCUCUAGCCUUAGCCUCGCCAGCGAUCGCCCUCCCGGACUGCAGCGGGGGUCCCCGCGCCCCAACCCGCCAUGUCCCGGCUGCUGCCGCUGCUGAGAAGCCGGACCAGGGGCAGCCUGAGGCCGGGCCCGGCGGCCGCCGCCGCGCCUCGCCUGCCGUCCUGGUGCUGCUGCGGGCGGGGGCUGCUGGCAUUCGCGGUCCCCGGACGCUCCCCCGUCGGCUCCCGGGGGCUGGGCACCCAUCCCAAGAAGGAACCCAUAGAGGCGCUGAACACGGCGCAGGGCGCGCGCGACUUCAUCUACAGCCUGCACUCCACCGAGAGGAGCUGCCUGCUCAAGGAGCUGCACCGCUUCGAGUCCAUUGCCAUCGCCCAAGCAGGCAGAUAUCCCAAACCCGAGAUUGCCAUUGUGAAGCCCGCGAAGAAGGCGUCAUCAGCAGAGGUCCCGGGUAGUUUUGAAAAAUUGGAAGCUCCACCACCCACCCCAGGACAACUGAGAUAUGUAUUCAUCCACAAUGCGAUACCUUUCAUAGGGUUUGGCUUUUUGGAUAAUGCAAUUAUGAUUGUUGCAGGAACCCAUAUUGAGAUGUCUAUUGGAAUUAUUUUGGGAAUUUCAACUAUGGCAGCUGCUGCUUUGGGGAAUCUUGUGUCAGAUUUAGCUGGACUUGGACUCGCAGGCUACGUCGAAGCUUUGGCUUCCAGGCUGGGCCUGUCGAUCCCUGACCUCACACCAAAGCAAGUCGACAUGUGGCAAACACGAGUUAGUUCGCACCUGGGCAAAGCCGUUGGGGUGACUAUUGGCUGCAUUCUAGGAAUGUUCCCCUUGAUUUUCUUCGGAGUAGGUGAAGAAGAUGAAAAACUGGAAAAGAAAAACUAGCCCUCUUACAGUAUCUAUAAAAAGAUGUAAACUAAUGUACCUCAAUUAUUAAAUCUGCUGUCGCGACAUUUAGGAAUUAAGACAGUAACAGUGUAUAGAUACGGGAUCAAAUAAUUUUAGCAUGUAUCGUGGAAAACACUAACUUAUUGUGGUUUGGUUUUCUUAGGACAUCUUUUUAAAAAAAAACAGUAUCAUUUUGUGUAAAUUGUCAAAAUGCUUUUUCAUCAAUGGCAGUCAGUGUUUUAUUUUUUCUUCUCUUUCUUUGUCUAUCCAAAUAUCAUCUAAGUAUCAGUUGUUGGUGUACUGUACUGAAUUGGGGUGUGCCUGUUUGUUACUUAACGUGUACACGCAUGAAAGCACUUUCCGUUGUGUGCUGUGUAGCUACAGUUCAGCCUUAAGAUUUCUCCAAAUUACUUAAGGUGUUUAAUAUCAGUUGAAGAUUUUUUACUCUCUUUCUGGCAACAUCAAUUUUGUACUGUUUCACAGUAAACAUUCACAGUUAUAUAGUUUGUCAUCAUUUUUUAUUCCCACAUCUAUUCCAGAUGGAUGUAGACUUUAAAUAUUUUAAGUUUUCAUUACUUAUUUUAAUUUUCUAACCUUACUGUCUCAAGUGCCAGAGGUCAGUCAGAGUGAGCAAUUAAUUAUGUGGUCUCCCUACUUACAUAAUACCAUGCAUGUUAAGUGUAUUAUGGUUUUUAACUCCUGAGAGGAAGAAAAAUAUUAUUUUAGGGUCUUUUUAAUGAUGAUUGUGGAAUUAUAGGGAGCUAAGGGGUUUGGCAUGACACUUGGAAAUUGAGACUAAAAAAAUUUUUUUUAGAGAAAUAGAAAAUGGGAACUGUCAAAAAGGUUUAUAAUAUAAAAGGUAAAGUUGAAAGGAUGUUUGUAAGGUUAAUGAGAUAUAAUUUAUAUAGUUUGGGAAGGAUUCCUCCCCCCACUCCAAAGUGUGUUGUUAUCUGAAUUGAGUGAAUCUGAGUCCUUCCUACUCAUAAUUCUGGUGUUGUUGUGUCUUAUUUAGAGAGUUUUAUUUCUGGAUAACUUCUUUUGAGGUGAAACUAAAUAUUAUAUAUACAUAUGUGUGUAUAUAUACAUAUAUAUAUCUUUUUGGUAUAUAUAGUGUAAUUGUCAAAAGUUAGAUGAGUUGAAAUUCUUUUUUUUUGGUCUUUUUUCUUUUGUGGUAUUUAAAUCACAUUCUAGGCUGAAGCUACUUAUUUCAGUCUUGUAUAUCUGACUUAAAUAUAACCAUGUGGGAAUCAUAAAAUUUGAUUUUAUGAACACUUAAAGUUGUUACACAUGCUACAAAAUUACUCUUACUUGUAAGAGUAACUAAACACAUCAUGGAGGAGAAAAACAAAUUAAAAUUAUUACUUGGGCCGCUGAAAUUAUUUAUGUUGAUAAAUAGAUGCAAAAUAAAGGCAAUUUUUAGGGUGGUGGUAUUUACAUCCACCUUACUUUAAAAUUUUAUUUGCAUGUGUUGACUUUGAGCCCUUUUCAGAGGAGCUGAUUUUCCCCACUAGGCAAUUUGUCACCAAUUCUCUUUGGUGCCCUUCAAAAUAAUUUAGUAUUAUCCUUAAGCAUGGGUUUUUGAAGGAAAAAAAUGAAUCCUGUGAUGUGACAAUAAAUAUAUACUAUUCUUAUAUACAGAUACAUGACAGUCUCAUUUGAUCAAAUUAGAAUUAUAGAACUUGGUAUCUUAUUAAACAGGAUGCCAUACACACACCAAAUUUUGUUUUUAUUAUUUCAGAUGAGAGGACUAGAAUGCUUAUUAAAAAUUUUUAUUUAUAUUUCUGUGCUUUUGUCCCUAACUUGACCUUUCUGUUUCCUGAAAAAGCAUUUUAUUGUGGUGCUUACAUUUUUUUCUUAUUAAUUAAAUCCAUAUCCAGAAACCUUGCCUGCGAGUUGAGAAAGGGCUUUGAGUUUUGGUUUUUUUUUUCAUUUUUCAGUUGAAAAUAACCCAGCUCUACAAAAUCUUUCAGUUUAGUGAACAUCUAUAGAGUUACUUAAGGUACCCAAACAUGUAACAUAAAAUCUUCUUAUUGAAAGCUAUUUUAAUUUACGACACAAUAAAAAUUUGCAUCAUUUAGGUAAUUACUUUUCAAAAAAUGGGACCCUUUUGUCUUUAACCUAAGAUGAACAUUUUUUUCAGGAUCUUGCUCUAUAUUAGUAUGGUGCUUUGCACAGAGUGAUUUCUGAAAAAUGGGUCCCUUUAAGAUGAUUAAUUUAUGGAGUCAUUAGUUUAUCUGUCUCAGAGAACCUUAUUUCAGAUUGAAACUGGAAUCCUUGUUCUCACAUCAGCUAUCUACUUACUGGGAGAACUGUAACUGGGGUUAAAUGCAACAUGAGCUACUUUUUAGUACUGUUCACUUAAAAUCCAUGUCGUCAUGUGUUAUGAUUUAUUGACUUCUGGGUGCAUGUAAAUUGGGUGCAUUUUGUUGCCACUGUAUGUUAAAUGGUGACCAAUGUUUUUACAAAAGAGUUGAACAAAAAAGUCUUUUAAGAAAUUUGGAAUGUGGUUUUGAUUUUGAGGUUUGAUUUUCUUCCUAAUCUCUGAGAGUUCUGGUUAUUGUGUCACCGAAAGACAUAGGAUUAGUAGAUGCAGAUUCCUGAGGGAGUGGAAUGGGACGAUUGUCACCUCACUGAAAUCCACACUUGCGGUACAACAUUACAGUUAUGAGAAAAGAAUGAUCCUAUAUGGAGAUAAUUUAUCUUUAAGAGGGUGGCAAAAAAAGCUGUAGAAAGAUUGGCGUAAAUUACACUCAUGGGCAUUUAUAGCAGUCCUAGUCAAGCCUUCUACAUAAUAAUGCCUCACUUACUUUGCUCCUUUUCUCUAGAAGGUGAGCUCUGAAGGUAAUGGAAACUUAUCUUUACGACAAAAGUUUGCCCAAACCAUUUCAAAGUAAAUCUUUCUAAUUUUAGAAUUAUAUUUUCUUGCUGUCUUAAGAGUGUAUUAAAUAUAAUGUAACCUUU
Messenger RNA from Artibeus jamaicensis (Jamaican fruit-eating bat), 4271 nucleotides. RefSeq names its product transmembrane protein 65 (gene TMEM65). The transcript has 8 exons. Bases 504 to 1307 code for a protein of 267 amino acids. Gene Ontology annotation, biological process: cardiac ventricle development; regulation of cardiac conduction. Gene Ontology annotation, cellular component: mitochondrion. NCBI's taxonomy places the organism in Eukaryota, Metazoa, Chordata, Mammalia, Chiroptera, Phyllostomidae. The record is from RefSeq and is a predicted model, not a curated record.